Messenger RNA from Eubalaena glacialis (North Atlantic right whale), 335 nucleotides. RefSeq names its product V-type proton ATPase subunit e 1-like. NCBI's taxonomy places the organism in Eukaryota, Metazoa, Chordata, Mammalia, Artiodactyla, Balaenidae. Gene Ontology annotation, biological process: proton transmembrane transport. The record is from RefSeq and is a predicted model, not a curated record. Gene Ontology annotation, cellular component: proton-transporting V-type ATPase, V0 domain. Bases 1 to 246 code for a protein of 81 amino acids. The transcript has a single exon. Gene Ontology annotation, molecular function: proton-transporting ATPase activity, rotational mechanism.
AUGGCAUAUACCGGCCUCACCGUGCCUCUCAUCGUGAUGAGUGUUUUCUGGGGCUUCGUCGGCUUCCUGGUGCCCUGGUUCAUCCCUAAGGGUCCCAACAGGGGAGUUAUCUUCACCAUGUUGAUGACCUGUUCAGUUUGCUGCUGUCUCUUUUGGCUGAUUGCAAUUCUGGCCCAACUCAACCCUCUCUUUGGACCACAGUUGAAAAAUGAAACCAUCUGGUACAUCAAGCAUCACUGGCCUUGAGGAAGAAGACCUGCUCUCCAGUGCUCAGUCAUUGAGGUCACAAAGAAAACUCCUCUAGAUGCAAAAUCACCUCCAUACCCAGACCACCU